UAUACAGAGUUGAGGUUUGCAUGGCUUUUGACACUAGUCUAAUUGUACAAGAAUGAUUAAGAAGUACCUUCUUCUUUUUUCCUUUUUUCCUUUUUUCAUUUAUUCUCCUAAUGGUUUAGGCUCGGCAUGCUUAGAUGAGAAAGGAAUCUAAGAUUGAGCAGUAUAACCGUGAACAGAAAUCAAACUUUAUGAAUUACGUAUCUGGUACUCUUUUUCCUCAUCAUAUUUCUUAUCCUUCAUUUACUUCAUUUAGUUUUAUUGCAUUUUUUUUUUUAUCAUGCUUCAAAAUUGUCACCAGCACCUAUUAUGUCAGUCAAUAUCUCUAUUGAACUGUAUUAUGCUUUUGAUAAUCUACUUUUCUUUUCCUUUUAUAUUCUUUUCUUCAGAUCCCUACUACAUGGACAGCCCCAUUUCUUCAAAACCAAUCUGCCUUGACUUUUUUGUGGUAGCAUAUGGCCUCUUCAUGAAACAAUUUCUUAAUAUAUUGCAUGCUUUCUGAACCCACUGUCAUGUUAAUCUCUUCUUUCUGUAUUAUUUUCCCAGCUGAUUACCCUUAAUCGCUCUUCAUCUUCGAAAAACAGCAUCACAAGUCAUGGUUGUGAGUCUUGUGACUGGAUUUUUAACUAUGGAUAUUAUUUUCAGGACAACAAAUAAGGACAAAUGUUGAAGCUGUGGAACAAUCUACCCAAUUGGGAUUGCGAACACUGUUUGGCUUGGCAUGAAUUGAAUGUAAAGAUUAAUGCUAUAAAUGCUGCAACUGAAGCAGUUUGUCUUAUUCUAAGCACGGAUGAGACAGUGAAAACACAGGUUAAGGAUCUUCUAGAGUUAUAUGCAAAGGAGCAUCAUAUUCUUGUCAUGAGUAAACCCCAACAACUAAGAAAGUUGGAAAUAUUUGUUUCAUUCAGGGUAGGAGCUACAAGUAUGACGGUCCUCCGAAGUUUAUGGCAGGCCUAUUGGCUCCAUGAGCACUGGGGAGGUUCAGAUCAUGCCCUGGUACAGCUCAGGAAGUCUCUUUUUGUAUGAUCAGAAAAUACAAAAAGUAUGUCUUCACUAUUUGCAGAUUGAAGGAAGCAUGUCUUCACUAUUGGCAGGCCUAUUGGCUCCAUGAGCAUUGGGGAGGUUCAGAACAUACAAAAAGUAUGUCUGUCAA
Magnolia sinica is the source of this 1150-nucleotide messenger RNA. Its product is annotated as protein root UVB sensitive 5-like. The coding region runs from base 661 to 1023 and encodes 120 amino acids. Lineage: Eukaryota; Viridiplantae; Streptophyta; Magnoliopsida; Magnoliales; Magnoliaceae. The transcript is spliced from 4 exons. The record is from RefSeq and is a predicted model, not a curated record.